This is a messenger RNA of Impatiens glandulifera, 2330 nucleotides long. Its product is annotated as inactive poly [ADP-ribose] polymerase RCD1-like. Gene Ontology annotation, molecular function: NAD+ poly-ADP-ribosyltransferase activity. The coding region runs from base 369 to 2108 and encodes 579 amino acids. The record is from RefSeq and is a predicted model, not a curated record. The transcript is spliced from 7 exons. NCBI's taxonomy places the organism in Eukaryota, Viridiplantae, Streptophyta, Magnoliopsida, Ericales, Balsaminaceae.
UGAAUGGCUUCGGAUGAUUACUUGAGCAAGGCCGACUUAGGGUUUGAAUUCCACCAACAGAAAAAGGAAGAAAAGAUCGAGAAAGAAGAAUCCGUCGACUUCUCUUUGUUCUCUCUAUCUUCUUCGCUUGGUCAAGUUAAUCGGGAUUUAUAUACGUAUAUCUAUCCUUACACAAAUUCUAUCUUCAAUUUCUUUGUUAAUUUCCUGACUUACGUAAAAAGUAACAAAUUUCUCAUGUUGGGAAGUAUCAAAAAAAUGUCUUGCUUUUUCUUAUGAGGCAUAACCAGGACUAAUUGCGUUCUACUUCUAUUGCAAUUUUGUGCUAUUGACUUUGUAUCCGUGUUCAAGAAUCGAUACUUUUGGAAAAAAUGGAAUCCGAAUCCGCAAAGGUGUUGGGUAAUGGCUAUCAGGUUGUGGUUGGCAUGAACAGACGGAGCUCAGUCCGAAAUGACAAUGAACCGACUGGUGUCAACUCCAAGUUACCUUGCCGUAUUUCAUUAAACCCGUCAACUAGGAAGAUUACUAAGAGAGUGAACUUGGGUGCACUCAGUGGUCUGUAUGGUGAUAAAGCUGCUCGUGUGAGAUCUGCGUAUAAGUGUUAUUCAAGUUUUACGAAUAGUGGAGUUCCACAGCGGCUGAUGUACUAUCAGAACGGUGAAUGGAGUGAUUUUCCUUGUGAUGUUGUGAAUAUAGUUAAAAAAGAUCUCUGGAUGAAUAAAGCGACCAGUCAAGUGGAGUUUAAUGAUAAUCUAUUUGUUCUAGAUUUUGUGCAUAUGAUGCUUUUGAACCUGAAGACCGGCCUAGGGCAAUCUAUUGCCUGGAUUGAUGAAGCGGGUCAAUGCUUCUUCCCAGAGACCUUUGUUGAUGAUGAAGCUGCUGAUCAUAAUGAUCAAUCUGGAUUGCCUCAUCAGUACCAUCUUCAACUGGAAAUUGAAGUGGAUGGAUUAGAUUGCCAGAAGUUGAACGAAUACACUGAUGAGUCAAAUGAUGUGGUAAGAACAUCUGAUGUCGGCACCUAUAAUGUAGAAGUUGAGGUGAAUUGUGUAACACCUGAUCAAAACGUUUCUGGGGACGCUGUAGAAACUAACGAAGUUGUGAAAUAUUUUGUGAAUGACAUUAGUUCUGAUUCUAGAAAUCUUGAUUCUGAUACUAUAAGUAAAAUGUUUUUCAAUAGUUUGGGCUCAUCUGUAAAGGCAGAGAUCCUCGAAAUUUAUCGCAGUUCUGGUGCUUCAGCAGAUGCUCGUCUGGAGCUAUUCCAAAAGCAACUUGAGAUCACCAAAAAGUACCGUGGUGAUGCAAAUGUUCAAUAUGCUUGGCUUCCGUUGCCGAAAGCUGCAGUUUCCAGUAUCAUGAAGUAUGGGGUUGGGUAUCAAGCCAUGCCAAAAACUAAGCCCACAUUUGGUGUUGGUGUUUAUCUGACACCGUUAAACUUAGUUGCUACUGGUGUAAAUUAUUGUGAUGUUGACGAAAAUGGGGUGCGACACAUGGUAUUCUGUCGAGUAAUAAUGGGGAACACGGAAGUUCUUCAUCCAGGAUCCAAUCAGUUCCAUCCAAGUAGUGAAGAGUAUGAUAAUGGCGUGGAUGAUCUUCACUGUCCAAGUCAUUAUAUAGUGUGGAAUAUGAAUAUGAACACUCAUAUUUACCCAGAAUUUGUGGUCAAUUUCAAGGUGUCUUCUGAUGAUGCAGGAUUUCUUGCUGCAAAUGAAAGUAGGCUUGAUAACUCAGGAAUCACUACUUGUUCUCAGGGAGUGCAGGCGAAUAACCGCGAGCAGGUCUUGAAGGAGAGAUUUCAAGCUUCAACUGGCAGAAGGACCCCAAAAUCUCCCUGGAUGCCUUUUACUCUUCUAUUUCAUGAAAUUGAAAACAAAGUACCUCCCAAUGACAUGAAAUUAGUUAAAGACAAUUACCAGUUGUUUCUGAUGAAAAAGAUAAGUCGUGAUGACUUUGUCAAAGGGCUGAGAUUGACAUUUGGUGAUUCUCUUUUAAGGUCUACAAUAACAAACCUUCAAUAUAAGGUAACUGGAAAUUCAAAGAAUGAAGUAUCAGGUGAAGUAGUAGCAAUAGCAGCAGUUAAAGAAGAAGGAGCUGGGAGUUCAAACAGCCUCUAGAAUUGAGAAUUACCUAGAAUCAACAACAAUGUGUGAAUAUUUAGAGGAAGUUUUAAUUGCUUUUGAAUUCUCUCUAUCGUUUCGACUUUGUUUUCAAGAUUUCAGCACCUUUUUAAGACCCUCCAUUUGAACAAACUUAAGUAGUGUUAUUUUGUUGUUGUUGGAAUUCCUUCUUUUGCACAUCUUCUCAACUCCAAAUUAAUUAGCUUUGCAUUUUCUCAA